AUGCCGCUCUAUAAGCCCAUCUCUCGGAUGGGCUUUUCGCUGAUCCUGGAGCUGCGAAGUAUGGGCAUCAGCUUGCCUGUUGAAGUACCGUAUUGCAGCGAUCUGAAGCCUGAGACCGUGGAGCUGAUUCGAUCAAAAAAGGAGUUGGAAGAAAUUCGCGCUUACGAUAUAUGCAGUCUGGCUGCCAAAGCCAAAAGUGUCAUGAACGCUACACGUCCAGUGUUUUGCGCGGACAUUGACGAGUGCCGCACUAAGUCCCAAUCUUUCACGAUCAAGCCUCUGGCAAAGUACUUUUCGGAGUUUGACAUGACCCCGUUCCAGGCGUUGCCGACACUUCAGCGGCCAAAAGCAACAGUUGAGAACAAGACGCCCGUGAAGCUGAAGUUUGAGCCCAGCCAUUUUCUGCUGAAAAGCCAUUCAUUCAAUCGCCGCGCAGGCUACCAACUGGAGUCAUCGAUGCUGAUUCUGGACAAGAAGCAGUAG
This is a messenger RNA of Hyaloperonospora brassicae, 483 nucleotides long. NCBI's taxonomy places the organism in Eukaryota, Oomycota, Peronosporomycetes, Peronosporales, Peronosporaceae. The record is from the annotation of a GenBank genome assembly.